Messenger RNA from Brassica oleracea var. oleracea, 2479 nucleotides. Its product is annotated as long-chain-alcohol oxidase FAO3. The coding region runs from base 83 to 2314 and encodes 743 amino acids. The transcript has 3 exons. Gene Ontology annotation, molecular function: long-chain-alcohol oxidase activity; flavin adenine dinucleotide binding. Lineage: Eukaryota; Viridiplantae; Streptophyta; Magnoliopsida; Brassicales; Brassicaceae. The record is from RefSeq and is a predicted model, not a curated record.
UAUAUAUAUGUGGAGCUUCUUCCUCUUAGAAACUCAAGUAUCUUCUCACAGAUUUUACACAAUUUAAGGGAAUUAGAAGGUGAUGGGUAACCACACAGACGCUAGAAACUUUGGCCAACGAGAAAUCACGGCGGCAGAGAUGGAGUCUCUAGCCAGCUUCUGCGAAGCCGUUUUGCCUCCAGUGCCGCAUCCUGAAGAACUUCUCGGCGAAGAUGAUCACCACCCGAACAAAGAGGCUCUCCGGUCAUUUUACACAACUUGCGGGUCUCAGACUCCCGUCGCUCGCCAGACCAUUGACUUGAUCAUUAAACGAGGGACGAUGGAAGCUUACCUUGCAGCGAGACUAGUCUUGUUCCUGCUUGCUACUCGGCUUGGGACGUUACUCAUUUGUGGAACAGAGUGUUUGGUCUCGAGCUGGCCUUUUGUCGAGAAAUUCAGCGAACUCUCGUUGGAGAAGAGGGAAAGAGUACUUCAGAAACAAUUCAGAAACUGGUUCUUGACUCCUAUUAGAGCUGCCUUCGUCUACAUUAAAGUUGCCUUCCUCUUCUGUUUCUUCUCUCGGGUUAGUUCAAAUGGCGAGAACCCUGCAUGGGAAGCUAUAGGUUAUCGGGUAAACCUCGAUGAGAACAAACCUUCUGAAACUCAAAAAGAAAGACCUCUCGAGAAAGGGGUGGUGGAGACCAUGAAAGAAACAGAACAAACUCUUCUCGAGUCACUUACUCAAAAGGGCCUAGAAUCAGACACAGACCACGAUGCCAUCAGGAUCAAAUGCGACGCUGUGGUGGUCGGAUCCGGUUCAGGAGGAGGCGUAGCAGCUUCUGUGCUAGCAAAAGCCGGUCUGAAAGUGGUUGUCAUGGAGAAAGGAAGCUACUGUACAGAGUCAGACUAUCCUCCUUUCGAAGGUCAUGGCAUGGAAAAACUAUAUGAGAACGGAGGGAUCCUCCCAAGCAUCGAUGGAUGUCUCAUGAUCUUGGCUGGUGCAACUGUAGGAGGUGGAUCUGCUGUGAACUGGUCUGCGUGUAUCAAAACGCCGAAGUCAGUUCUUCAAGAAUGGUCUGAAGAUCACAAGAUACCUCUCUUUGGCACCAAAGAAUACGUUUCGGCUAUGGACUUAAUGUGGAAGAGGAUGGGUGUCACGGAGACUUGUGAAAAAGAGGGCUUUCAGAACCAGGUUCUGAGAAAAGGCUGCGAGAAUCUCGGUAUCAAUGUCCAAAACGUCGCACGUAACUCCUCGGAGAAGCAUUACUGCGGGUCUUGCGGGUAUGGAUGCAGACAGGGAGAGAAGAAAGGAAGCGACAGGACGUGGCUUGUCGACGCUGUGAGUCACGGAGCUGUGGUUUUAACUGGAUGUAAAGCGGAGAGGUUCAUACUAGAAAAUAACGGUAAUAAGAACAGAGGAGGCAAGAAGAUGAAAUGCUUGGGCGUGUUGGCUAAAUCCUUAAACGGAAACAUAGCCAAGAAGAUCAAGAUCGAAGCUAAAGUGACGGUUUCCGCGGCUGGUUCUCUUCUAACACCUCCGUUGAUGAUCUCUAGCGGGUUGAGAAACAGACAUAUCGGUAAGAACCUUCACUUACAUCCUGUCCUAAUGGCGUGGGGUUUCUUUCCGGACAAGGAAUCUUCUAGUUUCAAGGGGAAAUCCUACGAAGGCGGGAUCAUAACAUCAAUGAGCAAAGUGUUGUCAGAAGAUUCAGAAGUUAGAGCCAUCAUAGAGACGCCAGCGCUAGGACCAGCCUCAUUCUCGGUGCUAUGUCCUUGGACCUCAGGGGUCGACAUGAAGAAGAGAAUGUCAAGAUACUCAAGAACCGCGAAUCUCAUAACGAUUGUUAGAGAUCGCGGGUCAGGAGAGGUGAAAACCGAAGGCAGGAUAAGCUACGUUGUGGAUAAAACCGAUAAAGAGAAUCUCAGAGCAGGGCUUAGACAGUCGUUGAGGAUACUUAUUGCAGCUGGAGCAGAGGAAGUGGGAACUCACAGAAGCGACGGGCAGAAACUGGUAUGCAAAGGCGUUGAUGAGAAGUCGAUAGAGGAGUUUUUGGACUCGGUGAGUGCAGAGGAAGGGCCAAAGGCGAUGACGGAGAAAUGGGGUGUGUAUAGCUCAGCUCAUCAGAUGGGAAGCUGCAGAAUAGGUGAAGAUGAGAAAGAAGGUGCGUUAGAUUUGAAUGGAGAGAGUUGGGAAGCUGAGAGGCUGUUUGUGUGCGAUGGAAGUGUGUUGCCCAGUGCUGUUGGUGUUAAUCCUAUGAUUACUAUUAUGUCUACUGCUUAUUGUAUCUCUACAAGAAUUGUAAAGUCCAUGACCACCAGAGGCUUAUCUCAUUGAAGGAAGUGUGGUCUCAGUUUACUAGUGUAUCAUACCUGCAUUAAAAUAUUCAUGCAAGUCUACUAUUAUUUUCUUAUAGUGGUAAGUUAAUAUUACACACUUAAUAGUGAAAUUAAUGUAUAACCAACAAUUAUUGUUUGGUACUUGUGGUGAAUUUUUUUUUUA